AAAAAAAUGAGGGUAUUCACAACUUUGUCAGUAUAUUUGUGUCUGUUUUUGCUAGCAGCAGUUAAGGCCGAAUUUACUCUUGAAGAUUGUGACAAACCUCAUACUUGGGGGCCAGUAAACUGCAAUGCUUACUUUGAAAUUUACCAUUGGAACAAUACUCUAAAAAAAUGUGAAAAGGCAAUUUACGGUGGUUGUAGAGCCACAAAUAAUAAUUUCAAGACGCUUAAAGAGUGCGAAAGAGUAGCUACACGUGUUUGUAUUGAACGUGAUUAUUAGAAAUGUAUUGUGAACAUUAAAG
This is a messenger RNA of Ceutorhynchus assimilis (cabbage seed weevil), 298 nucleotides long. Lineage: Eukaryota; Metazoa; Arthropoda; Insecta; Coleoptera; Curculionidae. The record is from the annotation of a GenBank genome assembly.